AUGUUUUCGAUGGAUCAAUUUGAUUUCGAGACGGUUAUGUCACGGCAUCUAUUUGAAGGAUCUCUUCUUAAUCAUCAUACACAUUCAAAUUCAAUGAACCAUUCAUCCAAUUCGAAUAGUUCAAAUGAUUAUUUUUUAUGUGAUGAUGACUCAAUUACCGAUGGAGAAUCAUUUAAUAGUGAUCAGGAGAACAAUAAUGAAAUUAAAGAAAGAAUUCCAAAGUAUAGACGGAUGAAAUGUGCAUCCCAACAAGCCCAACAACGUCAUGCUGCCAAUUUAAGAGAAAGAAGACGAAUGCAAUCAAUAAAUGAGGCAUUUGAAGGACUCCGUACUCAUAUUCCAACUUUACCAUACGAAAAGAGAUUGAGCAAAGUAGACACUUUAAAAUUAGCUAUAUCAUAUAUUGGUUUUCUUAAUGACAUGCUUCGAAAAGACAAAAAUGGUAAUGAAACGGGCUUGACAGGGAUGAAAAGAAAUAUUCAAAAGGAACCUCCUAAAAAAUUCUAUUUGAAAGGCAGUAUAGGAACACAUUCGCUCUCAUGGCACAGAAAGGGCGAUAAGAAUGGCAACGGACGAUAUUUUGCGAGAAUAUGGAGACCAGAAGAUCCACGAUCAAUCAACCGCAGUUCACUCAAUAGCAAUUCGUAUAACUUAUGA
Chironomus riparius is the source of this 657-nucleotide messenger RNA. The record is from the annotation of a GenBank genome assembly. NCBI's taxonomy places the organism in Eukaryota, Metazoa, Arthropoda, Insecta, Diptera, Chironomidae.